Molecule: messenger RNA, 6225 nt
Organism: Propithecus coquereli (Coquerel's sifaka)
Lineage: Eukaryota; Metazoa; Chordata; Mammalia; Primates; Indriidae
Gene: CCDC88A
Product: coiled-coil domain containing 88A
Exons: 34
Coding region: 833-5989 (1718 amino acids)
Biological process (GO): cytoskeleton-dependent intracellular transport; cytoplasmic microtubule organization
Cellular component (GO): centrosome; cytoplasm
Molecular function (GO): dynein light intermediate chain binding; microtubule binding
Source: RefSeq, a predicted model, not a curated record
CGGCGCCGGUGGGCGGUGAGCGGUGGGGUGUGAUGCGGCACUGCGGUUCUGAGGCCGUUACUCCGGCUCCUCCAGAUAGGGCGGAGGAGGAGGCUGGAGCGCGGCGGUGAUUUUUGUGCCAGGGCUUCCCAGAGGCGCGCUGAAAAGGCUGGCGGGGCUCAAGAAGCUAGGGGGUUAGGGACACACAUUCAGGCCCCCACCCCCUGGGAGGGGAAGGGGGCUGGAGCAAGGCUGAGGGCUGCGGAGGGAUGGUGCCUGGUCGGGGGAAAGGGGCGAUCCCUGCCUGUCGGUGGUGAGGGGCUGCGGGCAGGGGAGGCUCCGCGGGUCGUAGGGGCUCCCUGCCCAUUGGUGGGUGGAACGUGUAGAGCGGAACGCAAGGUUGAGCCUGGCGGCCCCUCGGAAUCCUGAACGUGGUAUCUAACGUGGUGUUUCAUUUAGCCCACGUUGGGAUUAAUUCAUUGGGGGCAGUUUCUGUGGUCUGGCUCCUCCAGGAGCUGGGCAACCUUGACGGGCUUUUUGUCUUGUGCUCCAGCCCCUUUUCCCUUCCUCCUCCUCCAGAUGCCUUUUCUCUGCCACUCCUCGCCCGGUACAGACAUUUCCAGUGAAGGCUGCCGCUCGUGGUGGCCGUCGAAGCCACUUCUCGGGAUUUCGGCUGGUUUCCCUCUGGGGUGUUUUUUGAGGAGAAAGAGUUUUCCCCUCCUCCACGAUGGGUUUUUCCUCCCUUGCCAAAAUGGACUUUCAUUGAUUUCUACUUAAUUCUUCAACGUUUAGUGACCAAUUCCCUAGGCGUAUUUUUGUGGUAGUUCCUUUUUUCAAAUACAUAGUCUGUAAAAUGGAGAACGAGGUUUUUACUCCCCUUCUGGAGCAGUUCAUGACCAGCCCCUUGGUCACUUGGGUUAAAACGUUUGGACCUCUGGCUGCAGGAAAUGGGACCAACCUGGAUGAAUAUGUGGCUUUGGUGGAUGGGGUAUUCUUGAACCAGGUCAUGCUCCAAAUCGAUCCUUCUACCUCUCCUUCCAGAGUAAAUUUAUGGAUAAAUAAUGACAGCAACCACAGAAUUCACAAUNNNUCCAUUUUGGUGAAACAGAUAAAAUUUUAUUACCAGGAGACUUUGCAGCAAUUGAUCAUGAUGUCACUGCCAAAUGUCUUAAUCAUUGGCAAAAAUCCCUUCUCUGAACAAGGCACAGAAGAAGUUAAAAAGCUGCUUUUACUUUUACUGGGUUGUGCAGUUCAAUGUCAGAAAAAAGAAGAAUUUAUUGAAAGAAUUCAAGGUUUAGAUUUUGAUACAAAAGCAGCAGUUGCCGCACAUAUUCAAGAGGUAACCCAUAAUCAGGAAAAUGUGUUUGAUCUGCAGUGGAUGGAAGUGACUGAUAUGUCUCAGGAGGACAUAGAACCGCUCUUGAAAAAUAUGGCAUUGCAUCUAAAAAGACUUAUAGAUGAGAGAGAUGAACAUUCAGAGACUAUCAUAGAGCUCUCUGAAGAGCGGGAUGGUCUUCAUUUUCUGCCCCAUGCCUCUUCAUCCGCACAGUCACCCUGUGGUUCUCCAGGCAUGAAGCGAACAGAAAGUCGACAACAUCUGUCAGUGGAACUGGCAGAUGCUAAAGCCAAGAUAAGAAGGCUUAGGCAGGAACUAGAGGAAAAGACUGAACAGUUAUUAGACUGUAAACAAGAACUUGAGCAAAUGGAAAUGGAACUAAAAAGGCUGCAACAAGAGGAAUUAAAAGAAGACAAUCAAGUUUUAUUAGAGACAAAAACCAUGUUGGAAGACCAACUAGAAGGAACUCGAGCUCGUUCUGAUAAAUUACAUGAAUUAGAAAAAGAGAACUUACAACUGAAGGCUAAACUUCAUGAUAUGGAAAUGGAACGAGAUAUGGAUAGAAAAAAGAUUGAAGAAUUAAUGGAAGAAAAUAUGACUUUGGAAAUGGCACAGAAACAAAGUAUGGAUGAGUCGUUACAUCUUGGCUGGGAACUGGAACAGAUAUCCAAAACUAGUGAACUUUCUGAAGCACCACAGAAAUCCCUGGGCCAUGAGGUGAAUGAGUUGACAUCAAGUAAAUUAUUGAAGUUGGAGAUGGAAAACCAAAGUUUGACAAAAACUGUAGAAGAGCUUCGGAGUACUGUGGAUUCUGUAGAAGGCAAUACUUCCAAAAUCCUGAAAAUUGAAAAGGAAAAUCAAAGACUAAGUAAAAAGGUCGAAAUUCUUGAAAAUGAGAUUGUUCAAGAAAAGCAAAGUCUUCAGAAUUGUCAGAAUUUAAGCAAGGAUCUAAUGAAGGAGAAAGCUCAGCUUGAAAAAACAAUUGAAACACUUAGAGAAAAUUCAGAGAGACAGAUUAAAAUAUUGGAACAGGAAAAUGAACAUCUGAAUCAAACAGUAUCUUCCUUAAGGCAACGUUCUCAGAUAAGUGCUGAAGCAAGAGUAAAAGACAUUGAAAAAGAAAACAAAAUUCUUCAUGAGUCUAUCAAAGAAACAAGUAGCAAACUAAGCAAGAUUGAAUUUGAAAAAAGACAAAUUAGAAAAGAAUUGGAACAUUUUAAAGAAAAAGGAGAACGAGUAGAAGAACUUGAAAAUGAGUUGCAUCAUCUUGAAAAAGAAAAUGAAUUGUUACAGAAAAAGAUAACUAAUUUAAAAAUUACUUGUGAAAAAGUUGAAGCCCUAGAACAAGAAAAUUCAGAAUUAGAAAGAGAAAAUAGAAAAUUAAAAAAAACAUUGGAUAGCUUUAAAAACCUUACUUUUCAGCUAGAAUCCCUAGAAAAAGAGAAUUCCCAACUUGAUGAGGAAAAUUUAGAACUGCGAAGGAAUGUGGAAUCUUUGAAGUGUGCAAGCAUGAAAAUGGCUCAGCUACAACUAGAAAACAAAGAACUAGAAAGUGAAAAAGAGCAACUUAAGAAAGGUUUAGAGCUUAUGAAAGCAUCUUUCAAGAAAACAGAACGCUUAGAAGUUAGCUACCAGGGUUUAGAUACAGAAAAUCAAAGGCUACAGAAAGCUCUAGAGAACAGCAAUAAAAAAAUCCAGCAAUUAGAAUGUGAACUGCAAGACUUAGAGAUGGAAAAUCAAACAUUGCAGAAAAACUUAGAAGAAUUAAAAAUAUCUAGCAAAAGACUAGAACAGCUGGAAAAAGAAAAUAAAUCAUUAGAACAAGAGACUUCUCAACUGGAAAAGGAUAAGAAACAAUUGGAGAAGGAAAAUAAAAGACUCCGACAACAAGCAGAAAUUAAAGAUACCACAUUAGAAGAAAACAAUGUGAAGAUUGGAAAUUUGGAAAAAGAAAACAAAACCCUAUUCAAAGAAAUUGGUAUAUAUAAAGAAUCUUGUAUUCGUCUGAAAGAAUUAGAGAAAGAGAAUAAAGAGCUCGUGAAAAGAGCAACUAUUGAUAUAAAAACUUUGGUUACGUUGCGUGAGGAUUUGGUGAGUGAAAAAUUGAAGACUCAACAGAUGAACAAUGAUCUCGAAAAAUUAACUCAUGAGCUUGAGAAGAUAGGGUUAAAUAAAGAGCGACUAUUACAUGAUGAGCAAAGUACUGAUGACAGAUGGAAUGCUACACUGCAAGCAGAGAAGCAAGCAUUGAAAACUCAACUGAAGCAACUUGAGACACAGAACAAUAAUUUGCAGGCUCAGAUUCUUGCACUUCAGAGGCAGACAGUGUCAUUACAAGAACAGAAUACCACUCUUCAAACACAGAAUGCCAAGCUUCAGGUUGAAAAUUCCACCCUUAAUUCCCAAAGUACCUCCCUUAUGAACCAGAAUGCACAACUCCUAAUCCAGCAGUCUUCCUUAGAAAAUGAAAAUGAAUCUGUAAUCAAAGAGCGAGAAGAGCUAAAAUCUCUCUAUGAUUCUCUAAUCAAAGAUCAUGAAAAGCUGGAACUUCUUCAUGAACGGCAGGCUUCAGAGUAUGAAUCUCUUAUCUCUAAACAUGGAACUCUAAAGUCUGCCCACAAAAAUCUUGAGGCGGAACAUAAAGAUCUUGAAGACCGUUACAAUCAGUUACUAAAACAGAAAGGACAGUUGGAAGAUUUGGAAAAAAUGCUCAAAGUAGAACAGGAAAAAAUGCUGCUUGAAAAUAAAAACCAUGAGAUGGUAGCUGCAGAGUACAAGAAACUUUGUAUUGAAAAUGAUAGGUUGAAUCAUACAUAUAGUCAACUUUUAAAAGAGACUGAAGUUUUACAAACUGACCAUAAAAAUUUGAAAAGUCUUCUAAAUAAUUCCAAACUGGAACAAACAAGAUUAGAAGCUGAAUUUUCAAAGCUAAAGGAACAAUACCAACAGUUGGAUAUUACGUCGACCAAGCUGAAUAACCAGUGUGAGUUGCUAAGCCAACUUAAAGGAAAUUUAGAAGAAGAAAAUCGACAUCUACUAGAUCAAAUUCAGACAUUAAUGCUGCAGAACAGAACACUUUUGGAACAGAACAUGGAAAGCAAAGAUCUUUUUCAUGUUGAACAAAGACAGUACAUUGAUAAGUUAAAUGAAUUAAGGCGGCAGAAGGAGAAAUUAGAAGAGAAAAUUAUGGAUCAAUACAAAUUUUAUGACCCAUCUCCUCCUAGAAGGAGGGGCAACUGGAUUACUCUAAAAAUGAGAAAACUGAUAAAAUCUAAGAAAGAUAUUAAUCGGGAACGUCAGAAAUCUCUAACAUUAACACCUACCCGCUCAGACUCCAGUGAAGGAUUUCUUCAGCUUCCCCAUCAAGAUAGUCAAGAUAGUUCUUCAGUGGGUUCAAACUCUUUAGAAGAUGGCCAAACCUUGGGGACCAAGAAAAGCAGCAUGGUUGCACUGAAAAGACUGCCCUUUUUGAGGAACAGACCGAAGGAUAAAGACAAAAUGAAGGCCUGCUACCGUCGUUCCAUGUCCAUGAAUGACCUGGUGCAGUCCAUGGUCCUAGCAGGACAGUGGACAGGUAGUACUGAGAAUUUGGAGGUUCCUGAUGAUAUUUCAACGGGUAAAAGGAGAAAAGAAUUGGGAGCUAUGGCCUUCUCUACUACAGCCAUCAACUUUUCAACUGUCAACUCUUCUGCAGGCUUCAGAUCCAAGCAAUUGGUUAAUAAUAAAGAUACUACAUCCUUUGAAGACAUAAGUCCACAAGGUAUUAGUGAUGAUUCUAGUACGGGAUCAAGAGUUCAUGCUUCGAGACCAGCCAGCCUUGAUAGUGGCAGAACAUCCACUAGCAAUAGCAAUAAUAAUGCUUCACUCCAUGAAGUCAAAGCAGGUGCAGUUAAUAGCCAAAGUAGGCCACAAAGCCACAGCAGUGGAGAAUUUAGCCUGCUUCAUGAUCAUGAGGUUUGGUCCAGCAGUGGUAGCAGUCCAAUCCAGUACUGGAAAAGACAAACCAGAUCAAGUCCAGUGCUCCAGCACAAAAUGCCUGAAAUGUCAGAGAGUCGAGCACAUCACAAGAUCAAAACUGGUUCCCCCGGAAGUGAAAUUGUCACUCUGCAACAGUUUUUGGAAGAAAGCAACAAGCUUACUUCAAUACAGAUAAAGUCAUCAAGUCAAGAGAAUCUUUUAGAUGAAGUAAUGAAAAGUUUGUCUGUCUCUUCUGACUUUUUGGGAAAAGACAAACCAGUUAGCUGUGGUCUGGCCAGGUCAGUAAGUGGAAAAACUCCCGGCGACUUCUAUGAUAGACGGACAACUAAGCCUGAGUUUGUGAGACCUGGUCCUCGAAAGACUGAAGAAAGCUACUUCAUUAGUUCUGCAGGAAAACCUACACCAGGCACUCAAGGAAAGAUAAAAUUGGUAAAAGAAACUUCUCUGUCACGACAAUCAAAAGAUAGUAACCCUUAUGCCACUUUACCUCGUGCAAGCAGUGUGAUCUCUACUGCUGAAGGAACUACACGAAGGACAAGCAUCCAUGAUUUUUUGACUAAGGACAGUAGACUGCCUGUAUCAGUUGAUUCACCACCAGCUGCUGCUGAUAGCAACACCACUGCAGCAUCUAAUGUGGACAAAGUACAAGAAAGCAGAAAUUCAAAAAACAGGUCAAGGGAGCAACAAAGCUCCUAAUUCUAUUACCCCACUACAUGACAUGUGGGCCAAGUGAGAGAAAAGUGUCCUUCAGUUUCUCAAUGUGAAGCCUUUAUUUCUGAAGUAACAAGACACCUAGCAACUAUAGGAAUCAUUUUAAAAAAUCUUUAAGGAGACUUUUAACAAUCCUUCGUGAAUAGAGCAGGCAAGAAAUACAAACCUUCAUUUCUUCCUUGAAUCAAGGAGCACUACUGGAUUCAACUGCCAAAAUUUUU